CCUGAGGGGGCCGGCGGGCACUCCGGGGUCCGAACAGCACCUCCGGGGCUCCGGGCAGCACCGCCGGGGAUCUCUGCGUUCCCUCCGGGGUUCGGGCCGUUCCUCCGGGGGUCCCGGUGCUCCCUCCCGGCGGGGCUGUCGGAGCCCGUUCCUCGGGACUGCUCCUGCCCAGCAGCGCUCCGCAGCCCCGGGCUUAAAUAUAUAUAUAUAUAUGGGGAGAGAGGGUAAUUUGGCCCUGCGCACUGCAAAUUGUACAUUUAAACAACGGCACAGUUUUUCCACUCCGUUUGGCAAACCCCGCCGCCAGCCCCUCGGUGUUGUCGGGGGUCCUCACCCCUCACGGCAGCAGCAGCCACGGCCGAAGGGUUAAACAUAAACUUUAAACAUUCCCUGUCCCGCAGGAGCUCCUUUUCCAGGACCCGAGAUCCGGUUCCAGCCUUGGAUUUAGGACAGCAGCUUCAGCUGAAGGUUCAACGCAUGCACGAUAUUGAAACAGAAAACCAGAAACUUAGGGAAACUCUGGAGGAAUAUAAUAAAGAAUUCGCCGAGGUGAAAAAUCAGGAGGUUACAAUAAAAGCACUUAAGGAGAAAAUCCGAGAAUAUGAACAGACCCUGAAGAACCAAGCAGAGAACAUAGCCCUUGAAAAGGAACAAAAGUUACAAAAUGAUUUUGCGGAGAAGGAGAGAAAAUUGCAGGAGACCCAGAUGUCGACAGCCUCGAAGCUGGAGGAAGCCGAACACAAAGUUCAAGCUCUGCAAACAGCCUUGGAAAAAACCAGGACAGAACUAUUUGAUCUGAAAACAAAAUACGAUGAAGAAACUACUGCAAAGGCUGAUGAAAUCGAGAUGAUCAUGACAGACCUUGAAAGAGCGAAUCAGAGGGCAGAGGUGGCUCAGAGAGAGGCAGAGACCUUAAGGGAGCAGCUCUCAUCAGCUAACAAAUCUCUCCAACUUGCUACGCAGAUCCAGAAGGCACCUGAUGUGGAGCAGGCCAUCGAGGUGCUGACUCGCUCCAGCCUGGAAGUGGAGCUGGCCGCGAAGGAGCGCGAGAUCGCCCAGCUCGUCGAAGAUGUCCAGAGGCUCCAGGGCAGCCUCACCAAGCUGAGGGAGAACUCCAGCAGCCAAAUCUCCCAGCUGGAGCAGCAGCUGACAGCCAAGAACAGCACACUCAAACAACUGGAAGAAAAACUGAAAGGACAGGCUGAUUAUGAAGAGGUUAAGAAAGAAUUAAAUAUAUUGAAAUCCAUGGAGUUUGCACCAUCUGAAAGCUCUGGUGCACAGGAUGCAUCCAAGCCGCUGGAGGUGCUGCUGCUGGAGAAGAACCGCUCGCUGCAGUCGGAGAACGCCACGCUGCGCAUCACCAACAGCGACCUGAGCGGGUCAGCCAGGAGAAAAGGGAAAGACCAGCCUGAGAGUCAGCGUCCUGCAACCUUGCCGGCCUCCCCUCCUUCCCAGUUGCUCCGCAACGUGGGGGAGCAGGCUUCCAAUACUAAUGGUACACACCAGUUCUCACCAACGGGUUUAAGUCAAGACUUUUUCAGCUCAUCCCUGGCGAGCCCCAGCUUACCCCUGGCCUCCACAGGAAAAUUUGCACUAAACUCUCUCCUCCAGCGACAGCUAAUGCAGUCCUUCUACUCCAAGGCAAUGCAGGAAGCAGGAAGCACAAGCAUGAUUUUUCCAACAGGUCCAUACAGCACAAACUCCAUAUCUUCCCAAAGUCCAUUACAACAAAGCCCGGAUGUAAAUGGCAUGGCCCCAUCUCCCAGCCAGUCAGAAAGUGCUGGGAGCAUCUCCGAAGGCGAGGAGAUAGACACGGCCGAAAUUGCACGUCAGGUGAAAGAGCAGUUGAUCAAGCACAAUAUUGGACAGCGGAUAUUUGGACAUUAUGUGUUGGGACUGUCACAAGGGUCUGUGAGUGAGAUCCUGGCCCGGCCAAAGCCAUGGAAUAAACUGACUGUGAGAGGCAAGGAGCCAUUUCAUAAGAUGAAGCAGUUCCUGUCGGACGAGCAGAACAUCCUGGCUCUUCGCAGCAUCCAGGGCAGACAAAGAGAGAAUCCAGGCCAGAACCUGAACAGACUAUUUCAGGAAGUACCGAAACGAAGAAAUGGGUCUGAAGGUAACAUAACCACACGAAUCCGAACCGCAGAGUCUGGCUCUGAUGAAGCCAUCAAAUCCAUUCUCGAACAAGCCAAAAGGGAGCUGCAAGUACAGAAAACAGCUGAGCCGGCUCAGCCGCCUUCUGCCUCUAGCAGUGGCAAUUCUGAUGAUGCAAUUCGAUCCAUUCUGCAACAAGCCCGACGGGAAAUGGAGGCACAGCAGGCUGCCCUUGAACCUGCCUUAAAAACACCACCUCUAUCUCAAGCUGACAUUUCUAUCCUGUCCCCCAAACUAGUGUCUACACCUGCAAUGUCUUCGGUUUCCAGCUAUUCUCCUUUGGCCAUAUCCCUGAAGAAACAUUCAUCUGUCACUGAUUCCAGUAUCUCUGCAUUGCAGAACCUCUCUGGGCUCAAAAAGGAGCCUCAGGAGGCACCUGUUUUAGAGCUUCAUGGAAUAAGUGAUUCUGCCCAGGGUAUGUUGAGGCAUGUUAAAAAUGAGUUGGGACGUGGUGGUGUUUGGAAGGACCAUUGGUGGAAUACUGUGCAGCAUGAGAGAAGAAAUGCAGCUCUUCCCGAAGAUAUAAAAGUUGAGGAAGCCAGUGGUGGAAAAGAAAAGGUCAGCAAUCAGACUAGGCCAGAUCGUAGCCAGCUCCAAGGACCGUCUUCUUCCGAGUAUUGGAAAGAGUGGCCAAACGCGGAAUCUCCGUACUCGCAGAGUUCUGAAUUGAGCAUGACUGGGGCGAGUCGCAGUGAGACACCACAGAAUAGCCCCCUCCCUUCAUCCCCUAUCGUGUCCUUGUCCAAGCCAUCCAAACCUUCGGUUCCUCCACUGACACCCGAGCAGUAUGAGAUUUAUAUGUACCAGGAGGUGGAUACGAUAGAGCUAACGCGGCAGGUCAAGGAAAAGCUAGCAAAGAAUGGCAUCUGCCAAAGGAUCUUUGGGGAAAAGGUAUUGGGGCUGUCCCAAGGAAGUGUCAGUGACAUGCUCUCCAGGCCAAAGCCAUGGAGCAAAUUGACCCAAAAAGGCCGAGAACCAUUUAUUCGUAUGCAGCUCUGGUUGAAUGGUGAGCUGGGACAGUGUGUCCUGCCCGCACAAGGGCAGCAACAAGGACAAGUCCUUCACUCUGUGACAUCAUUACAGGAUUCCCUACAGCAGGGAUGUGCAAGCUCAGAAAGUACUCCAAAGACUUCUGCCAGUUGCAGUCCUGCUCCUGAAUCUCCCAUGAGUUCCAGUGAAUCAGUGAAAAGCCUGACUGAGUUGGUACAGCAGCCCUGCCCCACCAUAGAGACGAGUAAGGAUGGCAAAUCCCAGGAAUCCAGUGAGCCACCUGCAUCUGAAUCCCAAUCCACGACCCCUCUGCCACUCUCAGGCCACUCUGCACUCAGCAUCCAAGAACUGGUGGCAAUGUCCCCUGAGCUGGACACCUAUGGCAUCACCAAGAGGGUCAAGGAAGUGCUCACGGACAACAAUCUUGUGUGGCUGACAAGCCUAAAAAGCAGCAGAAGAGCCAGGAAAUGUGCCCCAAACUCUGCAUUAGGUCAGCGUUUGUUCGGGGAGACAAUCCUAGGGCUGACACAAGGCUCUGUCUCAGACCUGCUGGCUCGCCCCAAGCCCUGGCACAAGCUGAGUCUGAAGGGAAGGGAACCCUUUGUCCGCAUGCAGCUGUGGCUCAACGAUCCCAACAACGUGGAGAAGCUGAUGGAUAUGAAGCGCAUGGAGAAAAAAGCCUACAUGAAACGGCGGCACAGCUCCGUCAGCGACAGCCAGUCCUGUGAGUCCUCGUCCGCUGGCAUCGACUACAGCCAGGGCGCCAGCCCCCAGCCCCAGCACCAGCUCAAGAAGCCCCGGGUGGUGCUGGCACCAGAGGAGAAAGAAGCUCUCAAACGAGCCUACCAGCAAAAGCCAUACCCAUCACCAAAAACCAUUGAGGAACUCGCCACACAGCUCAACUUGAAAACCAGCACCGUGAUCAACUGGUUCCACAAUUACAGGUCCCGCAUCCGCCGGGAGCUGUUCAUCGAGGAGAUCCAAGCCGGGAGCCAGAGCCAGGCCGGGUCGAGUGACUCCCCUUCGGCCAGAAGCAGCAGGGCGGCGCACAGCUCCGAGGGGGACAGCUGCGACGGCGUGGACGCGGAGGGCCCUCCCGACGGGAAGCCGAGCGGCCCGGAGGCGGACGAGUUCAGCAAUGCGGCCGCCAAGUCUCAGGGAGGGCCCGCCGAGCCGGCUUUCGAGGCGGGGGAAGAGGCACUGCGAGGCGCCAGGCCUUCGGAGAGAGCGGAGCCCGAGAGCCUGGAGGACACCGACGACGAGGGCCGGCUCAGAGCGCCGCGCCAGAGCUCCCCGCCGGCACCGCAGCGCCCGGGAGACGCUCUGGAGACACUGCCAAACUCUGCCACGGAAGGGGAUGCCUCUACCUCAGCUGCCUCCACCUCAGUCCUUACGGGGGAGAGCUCCUACAAGUCAAAAGAAAGUUCAGAGAAAAUCUCCAGUGUGCCAAGUACGAGCUCGACGCCGGCCGCAGGCUCGCAGAAAGCCAACUCUCUGCAGAGCUUGUUCGGCUUCUCGGAGGCGGCGAGCUCCAGGAACACGCGAGACAGCUCCCUGAGGAAAAAGAAAGCGGCCAACUUGAACAACAUCAUCCACCGCUUGGAGAAGGCCGCGAGUCGGGAAGAGGCCGUCGAGUGGGAGUUUUGAGAUUAAACUGGCCCAACUCGGGAGAGCUGGGAAGUCAAACUGGACCUCUACUGGUUUUAUUGUGUUCGCACUUAACCGCCCUGCGGGCCACAGGGCAAAAACGCCAUAGGCCAAGGUGCAUAUAGAAAUCAAAAAAAAAAAAAAAAAAAAGGAGCGUUAAGCCCAAUUUAUGUUUGUGUUUUCGAGGAAGAAAACUGAAAUGUGUAGUCAAGCUUUUUUGUACCCUGAAGUGUUUUUAUUAUUGCCCUAAGUGAUUUCCACAGUUUCUGGAAUAACUCAUACAGCUUUGCCUUGUGCCCUCCUCUUUGGUGUGGGGCUUUAAAAAAAUGAAAAACGGGAAAAAAAAAAAAAAAAACUAAAAAAAAAAAAAUCUUUAAAAAAAAUCAACCCACAUAUUAAAAGGGGGCUUUUUAUCUGCCAUCUAAUGGCUACAGAGCGAUAAUACACUAUUAUCUUCUUAAACCAGGAAAAAAGGGGAGAUUUUUCAAGAAAAAGAAAAAAAAAGAAAGUUUUUUGUAGCUGUUCAGUUGCCACUAAGAGAUUGCACAGUCAACCGACUCUAAACACACUAGUUUGGAUUCCUACAUAUUUUCAAGAAAAAGAAAAGAAUCUUGUUGUUUGAAACUUUGAAUUAAAAAAAAAACACAUUUACUCCACAUAUUUUUUAACAAAACAAAAAAAAAGUCACAUCAGGAAAAUAUCUUAAUUUGUGGUAGCUGACUUAGUGUUUUCUUGUAAGUGAAAUAGAAUAUUGACACGUAGUGCACAUUGUUUCAUAGCUUUAACUGAUUCUGGUCUUUUGCAGCCCAGAAUUUGUUUAAUACACUCCAUUUUAGGCCAAAUCAGGACAAAAAAAAAAAAAUCUGAAUCUAGGUAUUUUAUAAUCUGCUUUUUAACCUCUAACCACAGAGCACGCUGAUCAGACCUCAUAUCUGGGAGGUUUAGGAGACAACUUAGAAGCAGCAUGUACUUGAUCAUUUCACUUGGUUCGUAGUGUACAGGAUUUCCUUUCAGCAAAGACAGAUCGCUCCAAAAACGUUGGCCAGUAACAUUUCAGCCUGCUACUUGGGGGCCUAGCCCGUAUCCCGAACAUUCAGCUUACCUGGAAUCCUUGGGAAUGCAGUUCACGUGUCCGAUUGCUGUCACACACCACUAAGAGGGACUGGAGCUGCCGCAGACCCAGCCCUUUUCCUGCUGUUGGUGGCCAUUUACUGACUCUCUUCCCACCACGAGCACUGAUUUUAAAUACGUUUUAGUUGUGGGAAGCUCCUUUUUGGCGUGGAUAAAGAGUACAUGGCAAUGACCAGACGGGCUCUGACCGGGGUGGAAGCAGCCCAAGCUCGAAACCAAAACCUUCGUGCUCUCGAGUCCCAGUCCGGCCCGUUCUGCCCUGCAGAAAUACAGCCUUUUCCCAUUCUUUUAUGCACAGGUUAGGGCUGAUCAAAGUACAAAUCCAAUUCUAACUUGUCUCUAACUCCUCCUGUUGUCUAUAUGUAUAUGCGUGAGCAUAGAGGUGUGUGGAAGGAUGUGUGUGCGUGGGCGUGUGCGUGCAAUUUUAUACGUCUGUGUAUUUUCUUACGUACUUGUGCACACAUAGAGUGCAUUACUGCCACCUUUUUUCAAUAAGCUGUUUUAUCAGUUAUGGCUUCUACAAGUUUGCUAAUUUAGACUCCUUUAUUGCCAUAUCUUUAAAACUAACAAUAGAUGAUUUCGGAAUAUAUAUAUAUAUAUAAAUAUAUAUAUAUAUAAUUUUUUUUUUUUUGCUUAUUUAUAGGUGCUGUAUUUUAUUAUCUGAUUGUUAGGAAGGGAUGAAAGGGGGCAAAUAUUCUUUAGAGGGAUAGACUGCCGGCAGUAUUGGGUAUAAUUUACAAGAUGUAGUUGUCAUACUGUAUAUUAUUGAUUGAAGACUUUUUUGACCGUAUUGUGUAUCAUUGAACUUUUGUCUUAGGUCAGCAUC
Messenger RNA from Vidua chalybeata, 6748 nucleotides. It is a transcript of the gene CUX1, whose product is annotated as cut like homeobox 1. Gene Ontology annotation, molecular function: DNA binding; DNA-binding transcription factor activity, RNA polymerase II-specific. NCBI's taxonomy places the organism in Eukaryota, Metazoa, Chordata, Aves, Passeriformes, Viduidae. Gene Ontology annotation, biological process: intra-Golgi vesicle-mediated transport; regulation of DNA-templated transcription. Gene Ontology annotation, cellular component: Golgi membrane. The transcript is spliced from 22 exons. The coding region runs from base 478 to 4791 and encodes 1437 amino acids. The record is from RefSeq and is a predicted model, not a curated record.